AAGUCGCUUAAAUAUCUACUGUUUGUACUUAACAGGUAAACACUUCAAUAUUAUAUAUCCUGGGUAUAUGUUGAAGAUAGUAGAUAUAGAUCCCCUACCAGCGUACCUCAUCACUGAGAACAUAUCUGAGUGGUACAAGGAAACAUAUGAAAAUCACUAUGAGGAAAACGUGUACGCAAAACACACUGGUAGGAAAGAAUCUGCGCCAAAAUAUAAAUAUGAACAGGCUAAAAAAAUAAUACAAAAAGCUCAAAACUUAUCAGAUAAGGCGGUAGCUCAUAUUCUGGACCGCUAUUUGGAGCCAGCUGGAGAUGGCCUAUACAGAUUCACAUACGAUCAACGAAUGAAAAUUUUUUUCAAGAUGCCGAUAAAACCUAACGAUUUGAAAGAGAUGUAUACAGCCAGUGCUACCCCUACACUAGCGAUUUUUUCAACACAGACUAUAGACAAAGAAUAUUAUAAAAAAACACCAUUCGCAAUGGACGAACACGCUUGGCCGAACAGAAAUUACAGAUAUAAAAUCGUUGAGGGUGGACACGACGUUUAUCUCGAAAACCCAGACUGCAUGGCCGAGGACAUUUCGAAUUUUUUAUUAGAUUGUAUGUCGAAAUUGUGAAUGUAUUUUCAAAUAAAUUGUUGAUAAGUUGAA
This is a messenger RNA of Melitaea cinxia (Glanville fritillary), 649 nucleotides long. RefSeq lists its product as uncharacterized. The transcript has 3 exons. The record is from RefSeq and is a predicted model, not a curated record. The coding region runs from base 68 to 616 and encodes 182 amino acids. NCBI's taxonomy places the organism in Eukaryota, Metazoa, Arthropoda, Insecta, Lepidoptera, Nymphalidae.